AUGGCUAAAAGUACUCUUUUAUUCGCAGGACCUGGUUGUUCUUCCAUUGGCUACGGAGAGGCAGAGGAAUUAGGGCCCUUUCUCACGCAGAAGGAUGUGUCAGAGCUGAUGCUCAACCAACAAUCCUGGAACAAAGAGGCCAACUUGCUCUUCAUCGAGGCCCCUGUCGGAGUAGGAUUUUCUUACACGAACACAAGCUCCGACUUGAACAAUAUCGGAGAUAAGUUCACUGCUGAAGACUCUUACAUCUUCCUCCUCAACUGGUUCAAGAGAUUCCCCCAGUUCAAAUCUCACGACUUUUUCAUCGCCGGAGAAAGCUACGCGGGGCACUACGUACCGCAACUCUCCGAGAAAAUCUUCGACGAAAACAAACGUGCUUCGCCGGAGGAUUUCAUCAACUUCAAGGGCUUCAUGAUCGGGAACGCCUUGCUGGACGACGACACGGAUCAAACCGGCAUGAUCGACUACGCCUGGGACCACGCAGUCAUCUCCGACCAAGUGUACCACGACGUGAAGAGCAACUGCAACUUCAGCGACGAGAACUCGACGGACGCCUGCAAUGCGGCCCUCGACGCGUACUAUGCCGUUUACGACAUCAUCGACAUGUACAGUCUGUAUGCGCCGGUCUGCCUCGACUCCGCCGCCAGCGCCUCGGGGAUCUCCACCAAGAAUGGCCAUUUCAUCAGCGGAGUCGCCCCUAAACUCGCCUCCAGACACAGCCAAUGGCAUCAGAAGCCGACAGGGUACGAUCCUUGCGCGUAUUAUUACACCGAAGCGUACUUCAACAGGGGAGACGUGCAGGAAGCUUUGCAUGCCAAUGUAUCUGGGAGCAUCCCUUACAAUUGGACUCACUGCAGUGACGUGAUCAACUAUUGGAACGAUUCUCCUGCAUCCAUUCUUCCGGUCAUCCGCAAGCUCGUGGACGGAGGCGUCAGGGUUUGGGUUUACAGCGGCGACGCCGAUGGCAGGAUUCCGGUGACGGCCACGCGGUACACGCUCAGAAAGCUCGGCCUCAAAACGGUGCAAGAGUGGACGCCGUGGUACGAUCGACAAGAGGUCGGCGGAUGGAGGAUCGUGUACGAUCAAGGGCUCACCUUCGUCACCAUCCGGGGCGCCGGCCACGAGGUUCCGACGUUUGCGCCGAGGCAGGCACGGCAGCUCGUUCGCGCCUUCUUGGCUAACAAACAGUUGCCUUCUUCCCCCUUUUAG
Molecule: messenger RNA, 1209 nt
Organism: Zingiber officinale
Lineage: Eukaryota; Viridiplantae; Streptophyta; Magnoliopsida; Zingiberales; Zingiberaceae
Product: serine carboxypeptidase-like 34
Exons: 6
Coding region: 1-1209 (402 amino acids)
Biological process (GO): proteolysis
Cellular component (GO): vacuole
Molecular function (GO): serine-type carboxypeptidase activity
Source: RefSeq, a predicted model, not a curated record